AUGAGAAGUUUCACAAGACUCAUCCUAUUUGCCUCGCUAUGUACUGGCGCUUUGGGAGCUCCGGUAAAACCUGAGAAGAUUCUUGUGAAUCUUGACAUUUCCAAGGACGUGCCAGACCAGAUGGAAUAUCGUUCGCCCAGGUGGGAUAAGGACUAUGCAUUAUACCAAAUUAAGCAAUACCUCAAGGGGAUCUACAUCAUUGGUAGAGUGAGUGACGGGGAACACAUUAUAAUGGAGGGGGAUUCUACAUGCGUUGACAAAUACGUCGAUAUUAUAGACCGAUACAAUGUCUACUUGGUGAGGAUUCUGAGUAAGUAUGCGAAUGGGAACGAAUAUUCUUGUCGCAUUGACGAGUUUAGAAGGACGAGAGGAGACCCAAAAUAUGUGCAACAUUACAGAACACCCGUAAAAUUGGACGUUGUAAAGGAGGAAAGGGAUGCUAUCAUCAAACUGAGGUCCACAAUGGAACCAGUUAUAGAUAGAAAGCCAUUGCAUUCAGAGACUGAUGGACGAAAUGGGAAACCUUUACGCAUAACAUACGCUGUGGACGAAGACCUUAAGGAUCAAUUUGUCUUUGGGACGAUAUACUUUGACGGAAAACUUAUAGUCGAGGAAGAGCGCAGUCUGCUAAACAGAGAAGUUGUUUGGGAUAGAAGCGCUGAAAACGUCACAAUAGACGUUUUAUCCUGGUAUAACAAUGGGAUUAAAGUCAAUGCACGGUACGUGCUUGAAGCUGGCAAAGGGUUCAAUCUCGCAUCUGAGGAAAGGACUUUUAUAUGGGCUUAUUAUCUCCAUGGAUGUGAAACUGAGGGGAGUAUUGUCUAUACAUAUGAUUCGUAG
Molecule: messenger RNA, 840 nt
Organism: Theileria equi strain WA
Lineage: Eukaryota; Apicomplexa; Aconoidasida; Piroplasmida; Theileriidae
Product: signal peptide-containing protein
Exons: 1
Coding region: 1-840 (279 amino acids)
Source: RefSeq, a predicted model, not a curated record